This is a messenger RNA of Copidosoma floridanum, 564 nucleotides long. RefSeq names its product zinc finger protein 677-like. NCBI's taxonomy places the organism in Eukaryota, Metazoa, Arthropoda, Insecta, Hymenoptera, Encyrtidae. The record is from RefSeq and is a predicted model, not a curated record.
AUGACUGACAGCAACAAGUAUUAUCUUUGUGACUUGUGCGGAAACAUUUGUCGAUCAAACUCCGCUUUGAAGACGCACCAGCGCGUCCACACUGGGGAAAAGCCAUACAAAUGCAACGUAUGCUCGAAAAGCUUCAAUCAAAAGUGCAACCUCACCACUCACGAGGCGAUCCACAAUAGUCAAAAGUCCUACGGCUGCAAAGUUUGCCAACGAGCCUUCAGCCAAGAGGCCCACCUUACGCGACACGAACGCAUCCACUCUGGCGAAAAGCCCUACGGUUGCAAAGUGUGUCCAAGUUCCUUCAGUAGUAAGAACGGUCUUGUAUUCCACGAGAUGAUUCAUACAGGCGAGAUGCCUUACGAGUGCAACCUUUGUGAGCAAAGAUUCAGAGACAGUAGCGGUUUGACCAGACACAAGCGGUGGCACACGUGUGGGAAUCUUAAGCCCCACCGAUGUUCGAUGUGUACUAGGGCUUACGAUCACAAAGUCAGCCUGAUACUGCACGAGCGCACCCACGCUGGACACCAGCCGUGCAAGUCCUACGUCUGCGAGUCAGGAACUUAA